Molecule: messenger RNA, 455 nt
Organism: Apaloderma vittatum (bar-tailed trogon)
Lineage: Eukaryota; Metazoa; Chordata; Aves; Trogoniformes; Trogonidae
Gene: RPS27A
Product: ribosomal protein S27a
Exons: 4
Biological process (GO): modification-dependent protein catabolic process; translation; protein ubiquitination
Cellular component (GO): nucleus; ribosome; cytoplasm
Molecular function (GO): structural constituent of ribosome; ubiquitin protein ligase binding; protein tag activity
Source: RefSeq, a predicted model, not a curated record
GUUGAGCCUUCUGAUACUAUAGAAAAUGUAAAAGCUAAGAUCCAGGAUAAGGAGGGCAUUCCUCCUGAUCAGCAGCGACUGAUUUUUGCUGGUAAGCAGCUCGAAGAUGGACGCACACUGUCUGACUACAACAUUCAGAAGGAAUCAACUCUUCACCUUGUGCUAAGACUUCGUGGUGGUGCCAAGAAAAGAAAGAAGAAGUCUUACACUACCCCCAAGAAGAACAAGCAUAAGAGAAAGAAGGUUAAGCUUGCAGUGCUUAAGUACUACAAGGUGGAUGAGAAUGGCAAGAUCAGUCGUCUGCGCCGUGAGUGCCCCUCUGAGGAGUGUGGAGCUGGAGUCUUCAUGGCCAGUCACUUCGACAGACACUAUUGUGGCAAGUGCUGUCUGACAUACUGCUUCAAUAAACCAGAAGACAAGUAAAUGUACUAGACAAUAAAAGUCUAAGCUUCUGU